AUGAGGCUCACUCAAGCGGUCACUCUGGCCCUGCCAGCCAUCGUCGCUGCUUACCCCGGCAUGAUGGGCGCCAACUCCCGUGGGGAAAUGGAGGAAUACCUUCGAGCCGAGAUGGCGCGCGAACAACUGGAGAACCGCGCUGCUGAGCCUGAGGGUGGUCUUCUCUCAGGGUUGUUGGACCCGAUUGGAGACCUUGUCGGUGGUCUCUUGACCUCAGUCGGCAAUGCCAUUGUCAAGCAAGACAACAAGCGCCCCGAGCCCGGCUACGAGUUCAAAGCUCCAGGCCCCAACGACUCCCGUGGUCCAUGCCCUGGCUUGAAUCUUCUCGCUAAUUAUGGAUACCUUCCCCGCGAUGGUUACGUCAACUUCGGACAGGUUCUGGCUGCCACCGCCCGAGGCUUCAACAUGGCUACCGAUCUUGCCACGGUCCUUGCGACUUUUGCUGUUUUGGGUUCUGGAGACCUUGAUGGACUUUCGUUCUACCUUGGCGCGGGAAAGAACGGGAUUGGUGGCCUAAACCGUCACUCCGUUGUUGAGGCUGAUGUCUCUCCUAAUCGUGAAGACUACUACAACGGUUGCGGUGACAACCACCAUCUAUCGUCUCGCUUGGUGAAGCAGAUGGUCGGCUUUGCUGCCCAAGACCCCAAGAAGGAGUUCAACAUGAACGUCAUGGCCGAGCACUACGCCCAGUCCGCCAGCUUCAGCAAGAACAACAACCCCUUCCUCUACUAUUUCCCCUUUCCCCAGAUCGUUUCCCUUGGUGCCUUUGCCUUCUACCCUCAGUUUUUCUCCAACGGAACUUAUGGCGCAGGCGGAGUACCAAACUACAAGAGCAUCAUGAGCAUCAUUGGCGCGGAGUACGACGCAAAGACCAAGGAGUUCAAGUACGUUCCUGAGCGCUGGCCUGAGGACUGGUAUCGUCGCGAUACACCCUACGGCGCUGUUCAAACCGUCGUUGACGGCUUUCUCAACAUCUACCCCCGCAACAUCAUUGUGCCUGCAGCCGCGCAAGUUGGCACCCCGAAUCUGAGCGUGCAGGCUUUGCUCUGCGAUGUCUACCAGGGUAUCAACUCCAUCACCCCUCUUAUACUUGGCGGUACCGAGGAGAAUCUGGCCAAGGGCGUUUCUUGGGCUCUUUCCGUUUUGGAUCCCAUCCUCAGCAAGACGGCGCUGGGUUGCCCCGACAGUGUCAUCUCGCCUAACCUAUUGUUCCCCAACUCGCAGCGAGAGGGUGGCCCAAUCAACCCGCCUGUGGUUCCUUCGGAUGCCUGGACUGGCGACAACGUGUACAACAAGGUGUACUUUGGUGGCGAAUCGCUGCCUAUAAAGCCUGAGUGCAGACAUUCAAACUAG
Messenger RNA from Pyrenophora tritici-repentis Pt-1C-BFP, 1353 nucleotides. RefSeq names its product Peroxidase-2 domain containing protein. NCBI's taxonomy places the organism in Eukaryota, Fungi, Ascomycota, Dothideomycetes, Pleosporales, Pleosporaceae. Gene Ontology annotation, molecular function: peroxidase activity. The record is from RefSeq and is a predicted model, not a curated record.